Messenger RNA from Pseudopipra pipra, 4275 nucleotides. RefSeq names its product tripartite motif containing 8 (gene TRIM8). The coding region runs from base 1663 to 3318 and encodes 551 amino acids. Lineage: Eukaryota; Metazoa; Chordata; Aves; Passeriformes; Pipridae. The record is from RefSeq and is a predicted model, not a curated record. The transcript is spliced from 7 exons.
CGAGGCGGCGGCAGCGGCAGCGUCCGGCGGGACCUACCGGCACCGGCGCCUCCGCUCCGCCCGCCCACCCCGGCCGCCUCCCGAGCGGGGCGGCCCCUCGGCGCGCCGGGGCGUGGCGCGCCCGUCCGUGCCCCCCUUCCCCCGGUUGAUCGAUCCCUCGCGGCCGCCGCCCCCAUGGCCGCCCCGCCCGCCCCCCGCCGCCGCCCCGGCCCCCAGCGCCGGGGCUGAGCCCGGCAGCCUCCCAGGCGCCGCCCCCGCUUCCCCUCCCCGCUGCGGGGAUCCGCGCCCCCGCCCGCCUCGCUCCUCGUUCCCCCCCCCGGCCGCGGCCGCCUCCCCGGGGGCGGCGGGAGGAAGCCGGGGCGUGGGGCUCCGGCGCCCAGGGCGACCCCAAGAUGGCUGGAGGCGGCGGGGGCGGGCGCGGGGGGCUGUGCUGAUCGGCCCCGCCGGGACGGGACAGGACGGCUCGGCUCGGACUCGCCUGGCCCCGCAGCCCCUCCGCAGAGCCUCGCCGGGCGGGCGGGCGGGCGGGCGGGGGAGGCGGUUCCCUGGAGCGGGGUUGUUCCGGUGACUUUAUUUAUAAUUUUUUUUAAAGAAAACCUUUUUUUUUUUUUUUAAAUUCUUUUUAUUUUAUUUUUAACGCGUCCCCGGUCUCCGCUCUCCAGCCGGGCAGCUCAAGAUGGCUGAGAGCUGACUCGGCUCUCCCGGAACCGCUCGCUCCGGCCGCUCCUCCCGGCUGCCCGCCGCCGCCUCUCUCCUUCCCGGCGGGGCCGCGCCGGGGAAGGCACCGCUCCGCCGGCGGCUCGGGCACCGUCCCCGCGUCCCAGCGCAUUGUUGCCGUCGGGGGCUUGCGACCCCCCGGCUGGCCAUGAGAGCGGGCUAGGUCGGACCCUCCCGGGCGCCCUUUUUUUUCCCCGGCCCCGGUGGGAAGUGGGAGCAGGUUGAUUUGGGGUCCGCGGGGCUCAGAUCCCCCCGUUGCAAAGCCCGUCCCCUCUCCCAUCCCUCUCCGGGAGCGUCGGAGGAGCUGGGCGGGCUGUGCUUGGCUGGGGUUUGCUCUGAAUGACCGAGCUCUCCCAUUCAAGACCUCGCAAUCUCGAAGCAGGCGAGAGGGCUUUUUUUCUUCUCCUUUUUUUUUUUUUUUCUGUCUUAUCUUUUUUUUUCCCCUCUUCCUUUUUUUUCCUGCUGCUCCUCCGAUUUAGAAGCAAAUCUCGGGGGCCGCGGAGAGAAUUCGUUUUUCCGCCAUCGUCAUCGUCGCUAUUAUUAUUAUUAUUUUUUUAAUCUUCCUCCUUUUCCCAUUUUGGAUCUUAACCCUUUGAUCUGUUUCCUUUAAAAGACUCUGAUUCCCAACUCCCAUCAGGGGAAGAGGGAGGAGAAAUCCAGGGGAGAAAAAAAAGCCCGAGCGAGUCGGUGCCCUCAGCUGUUGGCCAGGUUUGGUGGGGGACAAAAGUCCCCUUAAAAUAUUGAAUGUCAGUUGCAAACCUAAGAAAAGAAAAAUCUGAUCUGGAGCGCUAAAUUUAGGAGCUUUAUAUGGAACUUGGACUCUGCUGCUGGAUUUUGUAUGGAUUUUUUUCAACCUUUGGGAGGACAGACCCCAGCGUCCGCCCCUAGACCGCACUGAGCGACCGAAGUGGCUCGGGGGAAGUGUCACCAGAGCUGCCGGCAGAGAUGGCCGAGAAUUGGAAGAACUGCUUCGAAGAGGAGCUCAUCUGCCCCAUUUGUCUGCACGUCUUUGUGGAGCCAGUCCAGCUGCCCUGCAAGCACAACUUCUGCCGAGGCUGCAUCGGGGAGGCGUGGGCCAAGGAGUCGGGCUUGGUGCGGUGCCCGGAGUGCAACCAGGCCUACAACCAAAAGCCCAACCUGGAGAAGAACCUGAAGCUCACCAACAUUGUGGAGAAGUUCAACUCCCUCAACCUGGAGAAGCCCCCCUCAGUCCUGCACUGCGUCUUCUGCCGCCGGGGCCCACCGCUGCCUGCACAGAAGAUCUGUUUGAGGUGCGAGGCUCCGUGCUGCCAGUCCCAUGUCCAGACCCACCUGCAGCAGCCCUCCACGGCCCGGGGGCAUCUCCUGGUGGAGGCGGAGGACGUGCGGGCCUGGAGCUGCCCCCAGCACAACGCCUACCGGCUGUACCACUGCGAGGCCGAGCAGGUGGCCGUCUGCCAGUUCUGCUGCUACUACAGCGGGGCCCACCAGGGACACUCGGUGUGCGACGUGGAGAUCCGCCGCAAUGAGAUCCGGAAGAUGCUGAUGAAACAGCAGGACCGCCUGGAGGAGCGGGAGCAGGAUAUUGAAGAGCAGCUCUACAAGCUGGAAUCGGACAAGCGGCUGGUCGAGGAGAAGGUAAGCCAGCUGAAGGACGAGGUUCGCCUGCAGUACGAGAAGAUGCACCAGAUCUUGGACGAGGACUUGCGGAAGACCAUGGAGAUCCUGGACAAGGCCCAGGCCAAGUUCUGCAAUGAGAAUGCAGCCCAAGUCCUGCACCUCAACGAGCGCAUGCAGGAGGCCAAGAAGCUCCUCAGCUCUGUUCAGGUCAUGUUUGACAAAACUGAGGACAUCAACUUCAUGAAGAACACCAAGUCUGUGAAAAUCUUAAUGGACAGGACCCAGAACUGUACAGGUGGCAGCCUGCCCCCACCCAAAAUCGGCCACCUGAACUCCAAGCUCUUCCUGAACGAGAUCGCCAAGAAGGAGAAGCAGCUGAGGAAGUUGCUGGAAGGUCCUCUGAGCACCCCUGUCCCCUUCCUGCAGAGUAUCCCCAUGUACCCCUGCACCGUCAGCAACUCCGGCGCGGAGAAGCGCAAGCACUCCACCGCCUUCCCCGAGGGCAGCUUCCUCGAGCCAUCGUCCGGGACUGUGGCGAGCCAGUACAUGAGCCAGGGCGCUUCAGCUGGCGAGGGGCAGUCCGCACAAGCCAUGGUGCCUUGUAGCUCCACGCAGCACAUAGUUGGACUUCCUAGCGGCCCGCAGCCGGUGCACUCGGGCUCCGUCUUCAACCCAUCUCACUACCCCAACACCACGUCAUCUCAGCAGUCCGUGCUCUCCCAGUAUGGCGGGCGCAAAAUCCUCGUCUGCUCCGUGGAUAACUGUUACUGUUCCUCUGUGUCCAACCACAGCGGGCACCAGCCCUACCCGCGGUCGGGGCACUUCCCCUGGACAGUCUCGUCGCAGGAGUACUCCCACCCACUGCCGCCCGCCCCCGCCGUCCCCCAGUCGCUCCCGGGACUUGCCGUGAGGGAAUGGAUUGACGCAUCCCAGCAGCACGGGCGGCAGGAUUUCUAUAGGGUCUACGGCCAGCCUUCGGCGAAACACUACGUCACCAGUUAACCGUCACACUCUCUGGAGAGUCCCGCUCGAUGACGUGUUCAGACAGAAAAGUCUGGUUUGGUUUGGCUUUUCUUUUUUUUUUUUUUAACCCCUUUUAAAUCAAACCCAAUUUUUUCCCUGCCUCACACCCCUCCAGGAUUUUGGGGAGGGUUGUUUUAUCGUAUCUCUCUUUUCUUUUUUUUUUUUUUUUAAUCCUUUUAAAAUUAAAUAAUAAGGUUUUUUCAUUUUAAUUCUUUUUUUAAUUUAAUUUUGGAAAGUCCUUCUUGCCCCUCGCUGGGAAAACACGAGGGAGAAAUUACUGAGAAGAAAUUGAUGGGGAUUUCAGUCGGACGUCUGGGUCUGUGCGUCACUCUCUUCCUCACUCCUCUCUGCCUUUGGAAAACUUCAGAAGGGACAAUGGCACCUUCUCUCUUUCCAUUUCUCUAAGUUCAUUUUCUCUGGUUUGAUUCAGUUUUUCCCUUUUCCCCACCCCUUUCUUUCCCUUUUUAAAAAGAAAAGAAAGAAAAAAAGUCUAUCAUUGAUUCAGUAUGAAACGAUACUUGUAGAUUUUGGGUUUGUUACCUUUUUUUUUUAAAGGCUGGGUUUUUUUGUGUUAUGAGGCCACUUAUCAUGCAUAUUGGCAUUUUUUUUCCUUCUUUCAGAGAUUUGUAAAUACACAAUGGCAGGAAAUUUAAUGCACAAAAAAAAAAAGGGAAAAGAAACUUUAAAAAAAAAAACCACGAAUAAAUAAAUAAAAAAAAAAUCUGUUCUAGUUUUCAGGAGGGGAAGCGUUGCUGAAAGGCACCCCCGUCCUGUGUAUCGCUGAUGCAACUUCCUGUAACAAGCACUUUGUAUAAAAAAAAAAGUGGACUUCCUGCUAUAAGGCACAGGUAUUUAUUCUGUAACCGAUUUUAGAUACACACACAGACACACACACACACAUAAAAUAUUCAAAUAAAUGUGAUCACUUAGUGCAAA